This is a messenger RNA of Echinostoma caproni, 2847 nucleotides long. Lineage: Eukaryota; Metazoa; Platyhelminthes; Trematoda; Plagiorchiida; Echinostomatidae. The record is from the annotation of a GenBank genome assembly.
CGUGUAGUGCUGAGUAGGAGCACAGAACCAGCGCUUGUAGAGGUUGAUCCGGGUGUUUGUGUCCCGCACAAUCCCGGCCUGAUAUCGACCCAACGAGCUGUGACCACACAAAGCCAGCGAGUUCGUGGCAGUGGAUACCAGAGCAAUUCUACACCCAGCGUCCGGGCUCAUGUCGAAUCUUUGCUGCAGCGAAUCCGUACUCAAGCAUCUAGGCCGAUCUCAACUGCAGCUACUACUCCUCUGUCGUACAGGUACAACGAAAGCACGUUGUUGCACCCACAGACAUUGAAACAGUUGGCUACUAUCCCCACAGUUCGUGGUAAACUUCCCCUUCCUCCCCUUAAUUUACGGCGUCCGGGAGAAGAGGUCGGAUCGAAUAUUCCAUUGUUGUCUGCUUCCCGGACUUUCCAGCCCAUGAGAUCAAUAGUUCUCGGGACAACAUAUUCAAGUAUGGAAAUCCCAGGUUCCCGGUUCGAUCGUGAGUCGUCACCGACUGAGGAAUCACGAAUAGCAGCCAAGCAGAGUGCAGCUGUGGCCCAUUGCCAGAAGAUGGCGAACGCUCUCAUUGAUACAUUUCAUUCAGGUCUGGACGUGAUGUUGAGCCUACACGGGGAAGCUUUGUUUGGACCACGGCAAUUUGAUCCACUACCCAAAUCUUCGCCUUCACCGGACAGUAAUGAUCCCAGUAAAUUGGGUUGUGCCGUGCUGCCCAAUCAGUCUGAACAGCCAAAAUGUGUUCCAUGGACCCCAGCACUCGCAUUUUUCUCAAACACUUCUGUGCUAACAAUUAGCCGUUUCGUGUCACGAUGUAAGGCUCGUGGGGAGGCAACUAGUGCAGAUUUACUGACACUACCCACCUCAGUUACACUGCAGCGUCAAGCGGCAUUAGAUGACAUGGACGUUCGACGGGCACGUUCGUUCCUCGAUCGAAGUCGUGUCUAUCUAGAUGAACAGAAUUACGGUCGAUUAGUGCUACUGUUACGCAACUUAAACCAGGUUUUCUAUCAGCCUAACACGCAUUGUGUUGAUGUGCCUUCAUUAUCUCCGGCUGAACGAAGACAGACUGUACUGAACGGACUGGGAAGUGUGCUCGAUGUGCUGCGGGGACAUCGACCACUGUGGGAAGAUUUCGUCUGUUUACUUACACCUCUUCAAGCGAGAACUAUGGGACUAUUACCGACGUAUUUGAAUUUGUUACGUGUGAGGCGUGCUCAACGUGUGAUACACGAUUUGAUUCCCCGUGGAAAGCGAUUUUGGCGCCGCAUACGCAAUCUGGCAGACAGUUGUAGUUCAGAGGAACAAAACAUCCCAGUUAAUCAAACUUUGAAAAAUGUACANGAGCUGGAUGAUUUGACCAUGUUUACUUCACAACGAAAGGGAACGCCCGGGACUGGCACACCAGCAUCGUCGGAUGACACAGCUCGUCAGUCGCAUCCAAAUCGACAAACUCGAACCCGCUCGAAGGGAGCUCGAGUGCGGUCACCAAUUACAAAAACAUGGUCAUUUCUGGAGAGCACUUGGCGCAAUCGACCGGUUCUCUUAACACAGCAAGCAUGUCUUCUGAAUGUGGACCAUAAGCCUUAUUCCGGAUUUGAACAGGAUUUUGAAGAGAUUGAUACGUUGGCGCGGAAUCCCCUGAAUGACGAAUCUAAUUUGUCUGCAUUAGAUGAAGGCUGGGAGGUGUGCACAAAACUGUCUGCCGCCGCGGCUCGUCGACGACGAUCGGGCGGAGGUGCCGGUGUCAGUCUAUCCGGCUCAUCACAUUCACGUCAUUGUCCAUGCCCUUGUCAUCCAUUGGCCUCAUCUACGGCUACCAAUCAAACUGGAAAGCCCGUCAAAGCAGACAGUCUAGGCUUGCGUCAUUGUAUCUCGUGCAGUCUGCGGGUGCAUCGAGGUAUUGUCUAUGUGGACGAAUGCAACUUCCACCUUCGUCACGUUGAAAUCACUUGGCCACCGGACUUUCAGCCUAAAACACGCUUGAUGCGUGCUAGUGAGUCGAGCAGGGAUCACACAGAACUUCCACGUUCUUCCACCGUUAAUACAACAUCAUCUACCACAGUAACCGGAAGCAGUUUGUCCACUCGGGCAAUGAUUGCACACUUGGCUGAAUUACACUCGAAAUCUGAAUACUCGGAUGAAGGGACAAACGUCCCGCAUUUAGAUUUCGCCAGACGACGAGUUUCAAUUGAGUUCCUACUUCCAUCUGCUCCUACCAGUUGUCUCUCAGUCACAAAUAAAGGUGGUGUGAUGUCAAAAGUGGGAACUAAUUUUCCUCCGUUCAGUCAAUGUGAUGUUCUCCGUCCGGACAAGAGUGAAGAUAAGGUUAUCAUCGACGACGACGACGACGACGAGGUCUCUAUCAUCUCCCCUCCACCGGAUCCUGCCUCUCCCACAGAUGGAGCCGCGUCACUCGGGGCUGGUUCUGACGUUGGCCAUUUUCGCUCAAUGCCAUCCCCGUCCACAUGGAUGGUAGACGAUGAUGAUGCGGCCUGUUUCAACACUGAAGCAUUUUCUACGAAGACUUCUCAGUCCUUCACCCCGACUGAAUCGGAUAAACUGAAUACCGAAAGCACACCUUCCACGGCCGUAGACACAGUACCAUGGGAUGUGGAAGAAGACCGUCAAUUACUUGAAUUCAGUAAAGCCCGUGGCCGCUACAGUUCAUCCAUGUUUUGUGAUUUAGCCGAAUGCUGGAUCCCAAAACCAUGUCCGGAUGGGCCUCGUCGCACAUCUGCCGAACUGGAAAGACGAUUUAAACAGCUGAUGAGACUUAUGCUUGGCGAUGCUUACGAUUCAGAUUUGUUCGAUAGCCCAGAGCAAAUUAGCUCCGAGGACGAUGUAGCCUGA